Molecule: messenger RNA, 1855 nt
Organism: Thalassophryne amazonica
Lineage: Eukaryota; Metazoa; Chordata; Actinopteri; Batrachoidiformes; Batrachoididae
Gene: adck5
Product: aarF domain containing kinase 5
Exons: 15
Coding region: 94-1836 (580 amino acids)
Source: RefSeq, a predicted model, not a curated record
CAGCAGCCCCGCAGGGACUCUGGUUUUUUUUUUUUUUUUUUUUUUUUUUUUUUGUUAACCCGGCGUAACGUCACUGUUCCGAACGCUCGGAGAAUGACAGGGGACACCCCCAAAGUGUUAAGGUUGUGUUUGCAUCAUAUGGCACUCCUCCGUCGAUAUCCACAUCCAAGCUCUUCACAGCAAGCAACCAGAUGCUUCAGCUCACUCAGGGAGGGAAAGCAGCACCGAGGAGUGCUGUGGAAGACGAUUAUUGGCGUGUGUGUCGGCGUCCCUGUGGCAGUGGGCGUCCGGUACGUGGCUUCAGAGCCCAGAGAGAGGAGGAGAAUGAGGGUUGUGAUAGAAGGAUUUGGUCGCUUCUUCAGAUCUUUGUCUGUUGGACUCUAUAUCUCUGUGGACUACUGGUGGACCACACAUGUAGCGCUCCGCGGCCUGGAUGAGAGCAGCCCAUCCUAUUUGGACGAAAUGUCAGCCUGCCACCAGAGGGCAGCGGACUGCAUGCUGGAAGGAGCUGUAAGAAACGGAGGAGUGUACAUCAAACUCGGCCAAGGUCUGUGCUCCUUCAACCACCUCCUACCGCCGGAGUACAUUCGCACCCUGCGAACGCUGGAAGACAAGGCCUUGAACAGAAGAUACAAGGAGGUGGACGCUCUCUUCCAAGAAGACUUCAACAAAUCUCCGCAGCAGCUUUUUAAAACAUUUGACUAUGAGCCUGUCGCUGCGGCCAGCUUGGCCCAAGUUCAUAAAGCUGAAUUGUUUGAUGGGACUCCUGUUGCUGUGAAAGUGCAGUACAUUGACCUCAGGGACCGGUUUGAUGGAGACAUCAGGACAUUGGAGAUCCUGCUGGAUAUUGUUAAAUUCAUGCACCCCACUUUUGGAUUCCGAUGGGUGCUUAAGGACUUGAAGGGAACGUUGGCUCAGGAACUGGACUUUGAGAAUGAGGCCAGAAAUUCUGAGAGGUGCGCAGAGGAAUUGAAAGGCUUCAGAUUUGUUGUUGUCCCCAAAGUGUUUUGGGAGCAGACAAGUAAGAGAGUUUUGACGGCAGAAUUUUGUGAAGGCUGCAAAAUCAACAACAUAGAAGAACUUAAAAGACAAGGAUUGUGUUUGAAAGAUAUUGCAGACAAACUGAUUCAGAUGUUUGCUGAGCAAUUAUUCUACACAGGUUUUAUUCAUGCUGACCCACAUCCUGGUAAUGUUCUCGUGAGACCCGGUUCUGGUAACAAGGCCGAGCUGGUGCUGUUGGAUCACGGGCUGUACGAGUACCUGAGUCCACAUGACAGAGUGGCUCUGUGCAAACUGUGGAGGUCCAUCGUCCUGCGAGACGAGGCUGGAAUGAAGACGUACUCCAACGCACUCGGGGUGAAAGAGUACUUCCUGUUUAGCGAGAUGCUGUUACAGCGUCCAAUCAACAUGCGGGAGUUCGGUCUGGCUAACAUCCUGAGUAAGGAGGAGAUGGCCUACAUGCAACAGAUGGCCCUCCAUCAGUUUGAGAGCAUUAUGCAGGUGUUGAAGUCGAUGCCCCGCCCCAUGCUGCUGGUCUUCAGGAACAUCAACACCGUCCGCAGCAUCAACGUCGCGCUCGGCGCGCCUGUGGACCGCUACUUCAUCAUGGCCAAGAGUGCAGUUCGAGGCUGGGGGAGGAUCCAGGCUGAGGGGGCGGGGCUGCUACAGAAGCUGCGUGUUUUCCGCUGGGCGUGGUCUACUUGGGAGAGCCUCAAGUUUGAGCUGGCUUUGAGGUCAGAGAUGCUGAUGAUGAGCAUGACGCGCUCACUCCUCAAUUUUCUCUCUUACUUUGGACUUGUAUCGCUGGAUGCCGACAUGUAUGAGUACCUGAGAUGAAGAUGGGAUUGAGCGCUGC